AUGGAUUUCUACAUGAACGCGACUUCAACUCCGAUCCCGACGGAGUGGCAAUUCGACGACAUGCUGGACGAGCUGCACAGAAGAGAUAAGCCGGUAAUGGAUUUCUACAUGAACUUCGCCGUGCCCGAGCAAGAUCCCGACCUCAUGUGGAAUACUUCGGUGGAGGAAGAGGAGAUGCCGCAGCCAGCCAAUGAGAUCGGAGACAUCAGUAGAAUGAUUGCCGAACUCUUCGACGCCAACGCCUCCAAGCCGAAGUUCCAAUACGUCGGAGAGAUCGACGACGUCGCAGCCGAAGUGAAGCUGGCCGACUUCGGCUGCAUUGCUGGACAGAAAGAGGAGGAUUUCGUCGGAAGAAGUCUUCAGAGCAUCGAGUUCUCUUACGAUCAUUCUGCUGAUUCGAUCUUCCCGACUCCUCCGCAGUCGGACGACGAGAGCCCGAUCAACGACGUCUUCUCACCGGCGGCCACUUCCACUCCGAUUCCAUGGCUGUCGAGACGGGGCACUUCUGGAGAGAUGGACUCGAGUUUGGAUGGAUAUGAUGCGUCGAACGAAGAAGAAGAAGAGUCGGAGCAGCCGAGUGACAUCAGUUACGACGAAAGUGAAGAGGACGAGGACGAAGUUGUGAUGCCAGUGAGACGGCGUCAGGCUUCGGAGAAGAGAAUCCCGGACUACCAGGGACCAUCUACGACUGAGAACUGGAAGAGAGCUGCUGCUGAUAGUGAGGAUGAUCGCGAGGAAAGUAUCGAUCUCUCCGACUGCUAA
Caenorhabditis sp. 36 PRJEB53466 is the source of this 762-nucleotide messenger RNA. The record is from the annotation of a GenBank genome assembly. NCBI's taxonomy places the organism in Eukaryota, Metazoa, Nematoda, Chromadorea, Rhabditida, Rhabditidae.